AUGACUAACUUUGAAAAUUAUCCAUUUGUAUCUGUAGAGUCCAGUGAUAGAGUCUCACACUCCAAAAAACAUGUGUAUGGCAACGUAUCCAGGUUGUUAAAAGAGGCUCUGGAUUUGGUUGUUUAUGACGAGGGAAAGGAUGUAGGCACAGAAACCGAGUUAAAACUUGUUGAUCAGGAAACGGAAUAUGACCCACCAAUCGAUCUAUCUAAACUAAUCCCAGAUGGAAUGUCAGAACUCAGCUACAACGAUUCACUCAGUUCCAUUUCAUCCAACGAACUUAGACUGCCCGAGAAUGGUUAUAACGAAUAUCUAAGCGAGGAUGAUCCUAAAAAGAUUAUGGUUUGGGAUAUAUCUGGGAUGCAUGAUAUGAACAAAAAGUCCAAGGCCUGGAAUCAGUUCUUAGCACUUGUUAAUGAAAAUAAUCCGUGUAUAUUAAUUUUGCAAAAUGUCAAGCUCUGCGCAUCAAAGUUUACAGGCAUAUGCGCUAAAAUACCUUCAAAGUACAAUGAAGGAACAAUUCCUCCUACUUAUGAACAGGAAUUGGAAGAUGGCAGUUUCAUUGACAAUUUGAUGAAAACCAGUUUUAAGAAGUACAAAGUGAUACACUCACUAGCUUCAUGGAGAGUUAGAGGUCAAAUGAUUUUGCUCAAGAAAUCCUUUACACCCAAACGUAUACGAUACAAUUUGAACAUAAAGCAAAAUGCCAAAUACCACAAUCACGAGGGGAGAGUGGUGAUCAUUGAAUUUGAUUCAUUUUACUUAAUGUCACUAAUAACGCCUGGUAAUGGAUGGAUAACUGAAAGUAUUAAACAGCGAAAGAAGUGGGAUUUGGAACUAACCACGUUUCUUAAAGCUUCAAAAUACAUAAAAGCGGUGAUAAUGGUCGGUAACUUAAAUUGUUCUCCUGAGGACAUCGAUGUUAGCAAUCCAGCAGCACUUAAAUUAGAAAAAACAGCUGUUUUACACGAGGAAGAACAGCACGGAUACCCUGGCACUAGAGAAGUGGAUAGAAAUGGUUUCGAAGAAACCUUAAAAGCAGGCGAUCUAUGGGAUGUAUACAGGUUUAUGAAUCCAGUAGAAGUUGAGGAGAGCGAGAGUGAUUCGAACGCACUUGCUUCCACUGCUAAGAACCCAAAGUAUACCAGUAUAGUACAAACUGGGGAUAAAUGUAAAUGCGCAGUCAGAACUACAUUAGCUUUAAUGUCAACGAAGUUUCUUAGGAACAUAAAAUCUUGUGAAAUUCUAGGAACCAUGGCAGAUCUGAAACCAUUUGGAUGGAGACAUUUACCAGUAGGAUUGACACUUAGGGUACCAAAGAAUAAGAAGAUAUAA
Babesia microti strain RI is the source of this 1335-nucleotide messenger RNA. RefSeq names its product DNA-(apurinic or apyrimidinic site) lyase. The transcript has 9 exons. NCBI's taxonomy places the organism in Eukaryota, Apicomplexa, Aconoidasida, Piroplasmida, Babesiidae. Gene Ontology annotation, biological process: base-excision repair. Gene Ontology annotation, molecular function: double-stranded DNA 3'-5' DNA exonuclease activity; DNA-(apurinic or apyrimidinic site) endonuclease activity; phosphoric diester hydrolase activity. The record is from RefSeq and is a predicted model, not a curated record. Bases 1 to 1335 code for a protein of 444 amino acids. Gene Ontology annotation, cellular component: nucleus.